Hypomesus transpacificus is the source of this 3236-nucleotide messenger RNA. Its product is annotated as beta-galactosidase-1-like protein 2. Gene Ontology annotation, cellular component: vacuole. The record is from RefSeq and is a predicted model, not a curated record. Gene Ontology annotation, molecular function: beta-galactosidase activity. Gene Ontology annotation, biological process: carbohydrate metabolic process. The transcript has 19 exons. Lineage: Eukaryota; Metazoa; Chordata; Actinopteri; Osmeriformes; Osmeridae. The coding region runs from base 905 to 2812 and encodes 635 amino acids.
GUUUAAAAUGAGGUAGUGUUACCUUUUUAACCCCAACGGCAUUGAUUCACACCACUGUAGAUUGUUUAAAUUGAAAGCAGACUAAUAAAGAUGCAUUUAGAGAAGUUAUUCUUUCACUUUUGGGUUCAUGCAAGAAUGGCCAAACUAAACUAACUCUUCAGACAGUGUCUCUGUUUUGUUGUCAAUGUUUCUGUGUAGUCCAGUCCUGGUUUUGUGUGUGUCUGUCCAGUCUGUGUUCCAGGUCACAUACACCAAUACUCCGGUCCACAUCUUCCAGUUCACCUCCCAACCAUCAUCGGCUACCUAUUCCAUCACCUACAACCUACGGCUCCCUCCUCAUUCCCUCCUGUCUGGCUUACACGGACCUCACCAUCAUCACCCUCUGCAUGUGUGGCUACCAUAAACCUGGUUCAUAUGACAUCAGCAUCUGAGUGUUGCAUUUGGGUUCACCUGUCACUUCCCAGGCAGCCGGGUUCAUAACACCUAAGCUAUAUCAAGAAACGGGGCCUAGUAUGUCAAGGUCACUUUUUUGUAUCUCACAAACACAAACAAAAUGUACGUCUAGUUAACUUCCACAUAACACUUCUAAUCCUCAGUAAUCAUAAGAAGCAUAGGCUAAUACUGUUUGCAGAAGCUCACAAAGCUAGACUGCACCCACAAACCACAAAACUUCCUCAACAUUUUGUCAGUGUUUUCUUUAUUAUGCAAACGAUCUAAUAAGAGCUACCCAUUGGGCGGUCCGAUGAUCGUUGGGACUAUCGGUUCAUUGUAUGUUGGCGGCAAUUCUGUGUGGUCCUCUCACUUUGUGGAAUAAACCCUGAAAUUGCAACGCGAAAUAAGUGCCUUUCUCACAUCCAAUCUGUGAGUUGAUUUUGGUUUUGUUAAAUCAAACCUGAGCAGAUAAAUGUUUGUUCUAAGAAUAAGGAAUACCCAUAAAAGACGUUAUGCACUUCUCUGUUUGAGCAUCUUUGCUUUUCUCAUGUACCGGUGCAUCGGUCUCCUGUCUGGGGGAAGGACAAUGAGUAGGAAGGUUGGCUUGCGUGCCAACUCAUCCCAGUUCACUCUGGAGGGCGAACCCUUCCGCAUCCUGGGGGGGUCCAUUCACUAUUUCCGGGUGCCCAGAGCCUAUUGGAGGGACCGGAUGAUGAAGAUGAGGGCGUGUGGCAUCAACACACUCACCACAUAUGUACCCUGGAGUUUACAUGAGCCGGCGAGAGGCGUUUUCCAGUUUCAAACAGAUUUGGACAUAGAAGCCUAUAUAAACCUGGCUGCAGAUCUGGGACUGUGGGUGAUUCUAUGUCCAGGCCCUUACAGUUCCUCAGAGUUAGACCUAGGAGGGCUGCCAAGUUGGCUUCUCCGGGAUGGUAACAUGAGGUUGAGGACUACUUACCCAGGAUUCAUUGACGCAGUCAACACAUUCUUUGACAAGCUCAUUCCAAAGAUGGUUCCCCUACAGUUCAAAAAGGGAGGUCCCAUCAUUGCAGUUCAAUUAGAGAGUAAAUAUGGAUCCUUCAAAGGCGAUGACAGUUACAUGCCUUUCAUCAAGGAGGCAAUUCUGUCAAGAGGGAUCAGUGAGCUCCUUCUUACAUCAGACACCCCCCAGGGCUUACAGGCAGGGGGUGUAACGGGAGCUCUUCGAGCUGUAAAUCUUCGGAAAUUAAAUCAGGGAAACAUAGAAUAUCUGAAUGCUGUUCAGCCUAACAGCCCCGUGAUGGUGAUGGAGUACUGGACCGGUUGGUUUGACGUAUGGGGAGAUCUUCAUCAUGUUCUCGCCCCUGAGGACAUGGUGUCGUCGGUGCGGGAAAUGCUGAGACGAGGCAUGUCCGUCAACCUGUACAUGUUCCAUGGAGGGACAAGCUUUGGCUUCCAGAGUGGAGCGCUGGCCAAUCCCUCCUACAAGGCCUUGAUCACAAGCUACGAUUAUGAUGCUCCCCUGUCGGAAGCAGGGGAAUACACUCCAAAGUAUCACCUCCUAAGGGAACUCUUCAGCCGCUACCACAGAGUUGAAAAGCUCCCAGACAUGCCAGCCCUGCGCUGGAAGGAGGCCUACGAGCCAGCCAUCAUGUACCACCAUCUGUCCUUGUGGGACGCAUUGAGCUUCACGGAAGAGCCUUUUAAAUCCCCAACGCCUGUAAACAUGGAGAAUCUUCCGCUCAACAAUGGGAAUGGCCAGUCCUACGGCUACGUCCUGUAUGAGACAACUAUCACAAGUGGAGGUCUACUCAAGUCUGAAGACCAUGUGCGUGACAGAGCUCUGGUGUUUGUGGACAGGCACUACAUUGGCAUCUUUAAGCACCAAAGUCUCGAGCUAGCAGUUCCUGAUGGUAAGGGGAAAAGGAUAUUAAGUCUGCUGGUAGAGAACUGUGGACGAGUGCAAAAUGGGAAAGCUCUUGAUAAUCAACGCAAAGGUCUAGUAGGAGACAUUUUCUUGAACAAUGUUCCAUUGCGGGAUUUUACAAUCUACAGUUUGGAAAUGAAAGAAAGUUUCAUUGACAGCCUCUACCUGGCGCCAUGGAAAUCUCUUCCCCACAUUCCCAGCUUCCCAGGGUUUUUCAUGGGCAGAUUGUUUACAUAUGGCUAUCCUAGCGACACCUUUGUUAAGCUUCCGGGCUGGGGAAAGGGUGUGUUAUUUGUUAAUGGACUGAACCUGGGUCGGUACUGGUCCAUCGGCCCCCAGCAAACUCUCUACCUCCCUGGGCCUUUCCUCAACAGUGGUGUCAACCAGGUCAUCAUGUUUGAAGAGCAGGAGGCAGACUAUAAGGUCCAUUUUGAGGAUGUUCCUGACCUGGGCAUGGCUGUGGACAUCCAGUGACUCAAACCACGCACUGCUACAGGUGGACCAGGCUGAAUAUGGAUUCAACCUGUGAAUGUGCGUUUUGCUGUAACAUAAAAGGGCUUGACAUUUUGCUGGGGUGACUACUGGAGCUCAUCUCAGUCCCUGGGUGAAUAUCAGUUGUGCUUAAAGAAAAUGCCACUCUGACUUAAUUAAUUGGAACAGACUCCAAAACCUAAAUGCCAUUUCUCUUUAGCUGUGGUGAUCAUGUUGGCUGGCCGACAACUGUGCUCGUUGAAUUUUUCCCUUUUCCCAGUUUUUAAUGUAUUAAUUAUGGCUGUAAUCGAACAUGGUUGGAAUACAAUUGUGAGUAAAAUCGGACUGAUUGUUAUUUUCAUCCCAGUCCCAAAGUGUCAAAUUGUCUAGACAGCUGGUGAAAAUACCUACUGUUCUGUCUGUUGCU